This is a messenger RNA of Dermatophagoides farinae (American house dust mite), 3711 nucleotides long. NCBI's taxonomy places the organism in Eukaryota, Metazoa, Arthropoda, Arachnida, Sarcoptiformes, Pyroglyphidae. The record is from RefSeq and is a predicted model, not a curated record.
UCAAGAAGAAACAGACAAUCAUUAUCAUCAUCAUGAUAAUCGUCAGCAACAACAACAACAACAAUAUUCCUUGGAAAAUAGUGUAUUUAUUGUAACAAGCGAUGAUAUUAAUAACCGACCAAAAAAUGAUAAAAAAGAUGAAUCCGAAUCGAUUAUGUUUCAGCGACAACAACAACAACAACAACAACAUCAUCCACAUUAUUAUCAUCAUCAACCGCAAACAAACUUGGGUACAAAUAAAAAAAAUAUUCUUAUCACACAUAGUAAUAAUGCUAUUAAUCAGCCAACAACAACAACGCCUUCAUCAACAUUGGUAUUUGGUCGAAUGCAUUCGGAACCGGAACGUACUGCUGUACCAUUGAUAGAAUUAAUAUCAUCACCAUCAUCAUUAUCAACUGCGGCUGUUUUUGCUAAUGUUCCAAAUAUUGGUGGUGGUGGUGGCGGUGGUAGUAAUUCAAUUGAAUGUUCAUCACCUCCUCCAUCCGCAUCAUCAACAUCGGCUGCACAACAACAACAACAACAUCAUCAUUUACAACCAGAACCGUCAUCUAUCGAAUUACAACCAUUGAAUAAUCAUCUUCAUAAUCAUCGUUCUUGUCCAGACAUUUUACCGGAUCGUAUGUCAUUGAUGAUGAUGGCAACGACAAAUUUUGAUUCCAGUUUAAAUAGUAAUAAUUCAAGUUUGAUUCGUCGUGAUUCAAGCAUUACUAGUAGUAAUCGUGGUUCAUUCUCCCGAACAAAUACGUUAAUCUCAACAUCGACGGUCGGAGGACAUCGAUGUUCUAUUAGUGGUGGUCCUACUUCUGCUGGUAUUACUGGCGGUGGUGGUGGUGGUGGUUCUGGUACAGUUGGAAAUUCUGGUUCUUGUAGUGGUGCUGGUGGAUACGUUUACCGGGUCAGCCCUCGUGUCAAGCGCCAUCUGUGGCCAUCGCAUGCGCGUUCAUUGUUGAGUUCCCGUUUGGAACAUAGUUUUCUUACCCGUACAGUAUCCCGAGAGUCGAUGCGAUUAUCCACGCACGCUCUUAAUAUCAAUCCAAAUAAUAAUAAUAAUAAUAAUAAUAACAACAACAACAACAGCAGCAGCAGCAGUAAUAACAAUAAUAAUAAUAACAAUAGUAGUAGUUGCAAUGAGAUACAACCUCUGAUGGCUUCGAUUUGUCACUCGGGUACAUCAUCUAACUACCUGAGCUCAUGUCCUCUGUCAUCACAACAAGGCCCAUAUGCACCAAGUUCGCAUCUAGUGUACAGUCCAACAACAACAACAUUAUUUCGGUCGCAGAAUUGUGCGCCAAACUGUUUAUAUCAUCAACAACAUUAUCAUCAUCAUCAUCUUCAUAAUCAUCAUCAUCAUCAUCAGAAUAAUCCAUUUAAUCAUCAUCAUAGUAUUACAAGUCAAUAUUCAGGACAUCAUCGUUCAUCAGUACUGGAUAAUGAAAUUGCUGAAAUUGCAGCCGAUUCAUUACGAAUCAAUGGUGCACUUCGUCAAUUUAGACAGUUAAGAAAUGCAUCAACAUUAUCGAUGCCAGCUGAAAAUAAGGGGGCAUAUAUAGCCACAAAUUCAUUAGAUGUAACAGCCGAUGCAAGUACACCUCUAAUGAAUGCAGCCACUGAUCAUCGAUCACCACAACCAUUUAAUUCACAACGUUCAUUUGCCUCUAAUUCAUUAGAUAGUGAUAAAAAAAAAUCAUCAACAAAUAAAAGUGGCUUCCAUAAGCCCAAUGUGGGCUAUCGUUUAGGACGCCGUAAGGCCCUAUUCGAAAAACGUAAAAGAAUCAGCGAUUAUUCAUUAUUAAUGGCCUUAUUGGGUAUAUUAUUGAUGGUUUUUGAAAAUGAAUUAUCAUUACCACACAUCUAUGAAAAGGAUUCCGUCUACUCAUAUGCAGUCAAGACGUUAAUAACUGUUUCGACAUUAAUUUUAUUAGGACUGAUACUUGCCUAUCAUUCGUUAGAAGUACAGCUAUUUAUGAUUGAUAAUUGUCUGGAAGAUUGGCGAAUAGCAAUGACAUCACAACGUAUUGCAUUAAUUUGUUUAGAAUUAUUCAUAUGUUCUAUACAUCCAAUUCCGGGUAAAUAUGAAUUUGAUUGGACAACAAAACUUGUUAAUCAUGGUGGACGUUUUGAGACCAGAUCGGUUCGGGUGCCUGUCGAUGUCAUAUUAUCGUUGCCUAUGUUUUUACGCCUUUAUCUUAUAUGUCGUGUAAUGUUAUUACAUAGUAAAUUAUUCACCGAUGCCUCAUCACGUAGUAUUGGAGCAUUGAAUCGUAUUAAUUUUAAUACACGUUUUGUAUUGAAAACAUUGAUGACCAUUUGUCCUGGUACCUGUUUAAUGGUUGUAUUGGUAUCAUUAUGGAUUAUUGGAUCAUGGACAAUGCGUUUAUGUGAAAGACAUCACGAUGAAGAACAUGCCAAUCUAUUGAAUACAAUGUGGCUUACAGCGAUCACAUUUCUUUCAAUUGGUUAUGGUGAUAUUGUGCCUAAUACGUACUGUGGCCGUGGAAUUGCCGUCUUUUCCGGUCUUAUGGGUGCUGGCUGUACAGCAUUAGUUGUGGCUGUUAUUGCAAGAAAAUUAGAAUUAACUAGAGCCGAAAAACAUGUACACAAUUUUAUGAUGGAUACACAGCUUACAAAAAGGCUAAAAAAUGCAGCUGCAAAUGUAUUACGUGAAACAUGGUUAAUAUAUAAAAAUACAAAAUUAACAAAAAAAGUCAAUACAUCCAGGGUUCGAACACAUCAAAGAAAAUUUUUACUUGCAAUCUAUAGUUUACGUAAAGUAAAAAUGGAUCAAAGAAAAUUAAUGGACAAUGCCAAUACAAUCACUGAUAUGGCCAAGCUACAAAACAAUGUUUAUGAAAUUGUUUCAGAUAUCAACGCUAGACAAACAUUAAUCGAUGCAAAAGUUCUUACACUUGAAGAACGUUUAUUAAUUAUUUAUGAACAAAUUGAACAAUUACCUGAAAUGAUCAAAAAAACAUUAUUAUCAAAUCAACAUCAACGUAGUUCACUGCCAACAUUAGUUGAAAAUUUAACCAUUAAUGGACAGAAUAUUACCGUUCCAAAUAAUAAUAAUAAUAAUAAUAGUUUUGAUGAUAGUCAAUCUCAACCACUUGCACCACCGCAAACAUCAUCAUCAUCAUCACAUCAUCAUCAUCAUCAAUCAGCAACAACAGUAACAACACAACCACAACAGCCACCAUUAUCACCGCAUCAACAAACACAACAACAACAACAACAACAAUCAUCAACUAAGCAUACAUUUUUACAUCCAAAUGAUGCUGCAUGCCUUUCACAGCGGCCAUCAUGGUCAACAUCGAAUAUAAGUCCAUCGAAUCCAAAUUAUUCUUCCGGUAUUGGUGCUACUGGUAGUAGUAAUCAACAACAAACAAAUCAAACAUCUAGUAGUAGUGGUAAACAUUAUCUUACACCAAAUGUAUUACAGACAACAUCAUUCGAUACAUAAUCGAUCGAUCGAUCAAUCAAAUCAAACCAAUAAAAAAAAUAGGAAAAAAAAUUAUUUGAAUUUUUAGUAUACUGGAUCAAAACUAAAAAACCAACGGUCAAAGAAACUAAUUAAUCAAAUUGGAUUGUCCAUUUUGUUUUUAUUUUUCAUCUCUAUUAUUAUAUUCGUAUAUUAUGUAAUAUCUCAACAACAACAACAACAACAACAAAAUUCCAUUUUUUUCAAAUUUUAUCCAUUCAGAAGACACACCCAUA